GCCGUAGCUCGCUUGGCACGUGCCCCGUGUGUGCCCGGUAGAAACGCGAACCGACGAGCCGGCAGGCCGGUUGUCAUACGCCUAGUGACUCGGUGCAUGCCCGAGUGCACUACUAGCGAUAUGGCCGCCACAGAGUGUGUGUAUGAGAGAGAGGGAAAGAGAGAGAGGGAGAGAGUGAAAGGGGAGAGCGAGGAAGAGGGAGACUAG
Messenger RNA from Dovyalis caffra, 207 nucleotides. Lineage: Eukaryota; Viridiplantae; Streptophyta; Magnoliopsida; Malpighiales; Salicaceae. The record is from the annotation of a GenBank genome assembly.